AGCAAACACAGCCUCGGAUGGUGGGGAUCCCACGUUCAACAGGAGGUUUUUUUCUUCAUGCAAGAACGUCUCGAUGCUAGAGCAGCCGGACUCGAAAAUCGGGGACGGGACCAGGUUCCGGAGACAAAUGUCACCCUGUUUUGCAAGCUACACCCAGCCAAACACCCACCAAGCCGCGGUCCAAGCACAAGCUAACGAGGUACCUGGACCACGGAUUUCUGCCCUGUCGUCCAAUCUUGCGCUCAAUUCAGUCAUUCGCUAUCACCAAGGCUCCUCUGCCAUAGUAGUUCGAGGAGGGUGAAAACAGGUUUCAAUGGGUCCAACCCCUCUCUCCAGGGCGAGCAUUCCCCUGCUUGACGCCAAGUGCCGGAAAUGUGGUUUGGGACGAGACUGCUCAAGCGUGCAUGGUAGGAUGGAGAUAUCAAAUUCUUGCCGGGGCCUGGGUUGCGCGGGUUGGCUCCGUGGCAAGUUGGAGCUGGUUCAAGAAAACGCCAAACGCCCUCUUUGUGUUCCUCUCGGAAAGUCUUUCUUUUUCCUCCUUUUUUCUGAAAACGUCCACUCACAUGGCGGCGAGUUGAGACAUUCGCGUGCCAUCCGAACAAGGAAGGUUUUGCUCUCGCUACUAGUGAAAAAAGUAUUGUCCUCCUUUGAUUAAGCGACAUUCUUAUUUUUGCGCCACAGAGCAGUCUUUCACUAAGCCAUGGCGCCUGGCUAUGACGUCGGUCAUGACGGUCCGCCUUACUCUCGCACCGGGAAUGGAAACGCUGCAAAGUCAGUUCCCACAGGGCCGAUCGACGACGAGCUCUUUACGCGGGUCCUGCCACGGGUAGACACCACUGCCAUCGAGACGGCGCGCAUUGCCAUUGGCCAAGAGUCUGAAGACAGCGAUGAAGAACAUUCACGACCUCAGUUCCGGCGGUCUCUUUCGGAGUCUAGUCUGAUGCUAGGAGGAACCGGAAAGGACUCCGAUGGACCACGGGAUACGGCCUUAGGAAGACAAGAAAGAAAUGGGAUGACGGGGGCAAAUGGAAAAUCUCAUUCAGCGAGAGACAGCACAGAACUCAGUCGCCCUUCCCGUCCUCUAUCUCGGACAGACAUCGUAUCCCGGGAUUACUCACCACCACGGCGGCUUUACACAAAGUCUGACAGGGACACAGUAGCUGUGCCUCCACGCCAGUCUUCUCGUCCCGAUCGAGCUAGCAUUGAUAGCCCCGAACGAGUGCUCAAGCGACACGAUUACAACACGCCGCAGCGACCCCCGCGCGCCGAGGAGAUCGAGGCCGCAAAGAGACUCUUGGCACAAGUCGCAGAAGAAGAGGAACUCUCCCACCAGAGCAUGGUGCGAUCCUCCAGCGCUGUCCGAUCAGCAACACCUCCCCCGAUAGGAGGCCGACGACCACACAGGAUCAUCUACGACGACUCUGAGGAGGAAGAGGACCAGCACCAAGACCCCGUCGACGAGGAAGAAGACCACGCAUACCAUGACUACCGCAAUGAGACGCGCCAUGGGCACCGAAGCAUAGCAACGACCCCCGUCACUGCCAUCCACGUACCUACGGAAGAUUCCCGACCGCCGCCGGCGCAAAGUCGCCAGACUCGCGGCCGACCGACCACCUCGAGAGCCUCGUCGCGUCAAUCAUCGCAGCCGCCUCCCCGAUCUCGAGCAGCCGAAGCCCUCGCCGCACACAAGAGAGAGCUCAGGACGCCGGUGCUUGAUCAUCAUCGCUUGUACCUGGACGCCGAACCUCCACCAAUCAGCCAGAGACGCCCGCAUCAGACAUCGCGCGCCGCUCGAAGGCAGACGUACAAUAAGCAGCAGCACUCCGACAUGGAAGAGGAGGCACUAGACUACAGCGUGAAGAAUGGCCUCGGGGGCUCGACCCUGACGUCAGAUUAUCGACCGCCAACGGCGGCACGAAGGGCAAUGAGCGAUGAUUCUAUUUCGGUUUCGAGACAGUCAAUCUCGAAGCAAAGUAUCACAAGCAACGGAUCGUCGAACCGUACUGUUGAUUUCUUCGGACCUGGUAUUUUCCAGGUCGUCUUGCAUAAUCCGACGACUGUGCACCAACUGCUGAAGUUUAGCGAAGCUCGAUUCUGCAGCGAAAGUGUCGAAUUUCUCAAAAAGGUCGAGCAAUACCAAACAGUUCUCAAUGACUUAGCAGGGAUUAUGACGAGCAUACACAAGGACUUCCUUGCCGACGACUCGUCAAAGCAGAUCAAUGUCAAUGGGGAACUAAGAAAGUCCGUCCAUGGCGACAUGAAGUCGUUGGUUACGAAGACGCUUCCGUCCAUGGAAACACUGUUUACGGAUCUUCAAGAGAGCGUUGAACAGGAUGUCUUCCUAGAUAUCUAUCCUCGAUUUGUGCGCUACCAGAUGGCACUGAGCGCAACGAGAGCCUUGGCUACCAACCGACAUAGCUAUCAAGGACUCGGUGAUUGUUUUUGCUUGACGAAUCCUGGUCUUGCAGAUAACCCAAUUGUCUUUGCUUCAGAUGGAUUCAUUAAAGUCACUGGCUAUACUAGACCCGAAAUCAUUCCGCGAAACUGUAGAUUCCUCCAGGGUGCGCACACCGAUCGCGUUCCCGUCCGACGAUUAAAGAACGCGAUCGACGAGCGAAAGGAGUCAGUUGAACUCAUCCUGAACUACAAGAAGAACGGAGAUCCUUUCUGGAACUUGCUCUAUGUCGCUCCCCUAUACAACGAAGCCGGGAAACUAGCCUUCUUCAUCGGCGGCCAGAUCAAUUGCUCAACGACAAUUCAUAGCAAUGCGGAUGUGAUGAGAGUUCUGUCGACAUCUACCAAUGAUGACGUUCAAACCCAGGAUACCAAGGUGCCGCCGGCACCAUUGCAUCGCGCAGGUUCUCAACCUUCGGCUCGAAAAGCAUUCCUGAAAGCCCUCGGGAUGAAGGUCAGCGAUGACCAUGUGCCCAACGGGAUCGCCGCCGAUCCGGGCAUGGAGAGCAAGUUGUUGCACAAGCUAGAAGGACGCGACUUGAGCGCACAGAUGAAGGAGUUUUACACUGCCUAUUCGAAGUACCUAAUUGUCAGCUACGACUCCUUCAUAAUCAAAUUCUACUCUGAAGGUGUCCUGGAGAUGCUGCACCCGGCGAACAACACCGUCGGCCUGGUCGCGGGCCAGGAGGUCUUCCGAUUCCUCAAGCAGAACAUGGUCAACCACCAGUCCGACUACAAGACGCGCGUACGGAACGCCCUUCGCACCGGAGCGCCCAUCAGUGUCGAGGUCCGUCUACAGACUCGAAGGAGCGCGCUGUUCCGCGGCGACGAGAGGUUCGUCACGCACUGGACGCCUUUGAAGGAUGAGAAGUCUCAGGUGCACUGGGCUGUCGUCACUUUGGCGCCCGCGAUCGAGUAAUGAUUCAUUGGCGGGGGUGGAAAACAGACCUGAUGAAGUCGUGCUCUCGGACAGCGCUCAUUAAUCUUGUCAGCAUUACGAGUAAAUACCCUUCCUUCCUCUGAGCUAAGGUCAGAGAAACAUACUUGUGCCAAAGUUUGGCUGCCUAGUCCCAUUUAUAGACUGCGUCUCGAAGCGAAUUAAGUUCCCACAUCCAAGUUUUGAUUGACAUAGCCCUUAACGUUGCAGUGUCCAGUCUGUACCUGAGGUCAGGCUGGCGAAUCAUAUGGAUUCCGUGACGUCCCGGCGCAAAUUGACACAAUUAAACUCACGAAUACUGGCUUCUUUUAAUGCUAGGCGGAAAGUGCUGGGACAGACUGACGCGGCCUCGGACCAAUGAUGGCCUGCACUUGGCGGAAAUGAUCUCUUAAUGAAGACUACAACUGCGAUGAUGGGAAAGCCAGUGGUAGAUUGAGUUCACGGACCAAAGCUAAAUGCGCCUCUUAAUAUGGAGCUAUCCGCGUAUCUACACGUAUGUAUCCCGAACAUGAGUCAGAGAGCGCAUUGUCUGCGGGAGGGUAGUAAGAUUGUAAGAGCUAUUAUAUUAGUUGACCCUCACCAAAGAAGUAAGUGAAGUGCCUGGACUCAAGGCAGAAGUAUGAAGCUUGGGGACCUUGAACACAUCAGAUCUCUUGAGGCCACAGAGCCAUGAUGUGGUCCUUGGAAGUCUCUCUUUUGUGCCUCUUCGUUGGCUCACUGCCGAAAGCCACGGUCUUCAAUGUCGAUGGAAGACUAUCUCAGAAACCAUGAACUCGACUGUCUGUCGUAAGUGCACGACGUGAUCUGUUGGACAAUGACGGGCGUCGCUUCUUAUCUCCGUCCCGGACUUCGGAUCCGCUUCAGGCAGAAAUUCGAGCUGACUACGGCGCGAGUCAUUGCUGUGAUGACCUGAAUCUCACGAUGGUAGUACAACAAAAUCAACCCGCGGAUGGGCAUGGUGCCAAGCCUUCGGCCGAUGGUUGGUGCGACUAGGUAAUUAGACAGCUCGCGAC
This is a messenger RNA of Colletotrichum scovillei, 4404 nucleotides long. RefSeq names its product Aureochrome1. Lineage: Eukaryota; Fungi; Ascomycota; Sordariomycetes; Glomerellales; Glomerellaceae. Bases 701 to 3373 code for a protein of 890 amino acids. The record is from RefSeq and is a predicted model, not a curated record. Gene Ontology annotation, cellular component: nucleus. The transcript has 5 exons.